CCGCUUUCCUCGUCAGCACCGUCAAAGCCACCGUGUUAGCAUCACCACAUCAUGGGAGGAAAGAAGAAACAGCGUCGUGGUGAUGCAAGCACGCCACUGCGGCCUUUAGGUCAGGGACGCGGGGACAGGAGAACUGUGUUGGUUGUGGAGGCGGCAUACCUCCAAGCUCAGCCACCUCAUUCACGUCAGAAUAAUAACCCGAUCCUGUGUUGACGCUCGAUAUGCGAAAGCUGCCGUCAUGUUGCUGCUUGCCCCCCCCCCCCCUCUCUCUCUCUCUCAUGUGCACACGCUCUACUGUAAGGUACCGCCUGCCUCCAGACCUGAGAGCUCACACACCUGUUCUCUCUCUUGCGCCCUCGUUCACGCUCCCAUUCUCUCGCACACACAUUCAAAUGCACUCGGGCUCAUUUAGCCACCACUUCUUGACUCUUCAGUUCUUUUGAUCUGGUGUAUUGGAUAACACUCGGCCUUUUCGCUAUAGUGAGAGAUCCCUUUGAACCAAACCUGUUAGAGGACCGAGAGAUCUGCAGGAAACGAGCUCUCCAAAGCUCAGGCACCCUCCAACUUGUCCAUGAGUCCUUAAAUGAUAGAGCCAUCUGCCUGUCUGAAGCAGCAAGAGGUCAUGGAGGACUCCACAGAGGUGUGGACCGACGGCAACUCCCUUUUAAAGGCUGUUUAUCUUUGUCGUUUGCGGCUGACACGUCUGCUCCUGGAAGGUGGGGCUUAUAUUAAUGAGAGCAAUGAGCGUGGAGAGACACCACUGAUGAUUGCCUGCAAGACUCACCACAGUGAUGCUCAGAGUGUGCCCAAACACAAGAUAGUCAGGUAUCUGCUGGAGAAUGGUGCUGACCCAAAUAUUCAGGACAAAUUGGGUAAGACGGCUCUAAUGCAUGCUUGUGUGGAGCGAUCUGGGGAGGAGGUUUUGUCCCAGCUGCUGUCCAGUGGAGCUGACUUGAGUUUAGAAGACCACUCCGGUUCCUCUGCACUAGUGUAUGCUGUUAACGCUGGUGACAAGGAAGCUCUGCGAGUGUUACUAGAUGCCUUUAAGGCCAAAGGCAAGGAGGUCAUAAUUAUUACCACAGAUAAACUCCCCUCUGGCAGACUAAUGACCAAACAGUAUCUGAAUGUCCCUCCACCACCAGAUUUGGACGAUAGGUUGCAUUGUGUCCCUACUGUCUGCAUGUCACCCUCUGAAAUUAAACUCUCUCCUUCUCAUGUCUCCUCUGAUUCAAGCCAGUCACAAAAUGCCUUUUUACACCUGGCAGAAAACCAAGCAGUCGGUUCUACCCCUGCAACCACAACUAAUUCAAGGGGAGGGUCACCUACACGGGACCCAAGUCCAUUGCGAGCAGCCGGUGUAGCCAAGCUUCUUCACCUUCAAAGGCUACACUCUGAGCCAUGGCUAAAGAUCCCACCAUCUCUGUUGCUGCAGCAAAGCAAGGCCUUGUCCUUCACAGAGGAGCUCCUAGAUAUCACCCCAGAAGAAGAGCUCUCUUUUGGCUUUAACAGUCAUCGUCGUUUGUCUCAAAGAGCACCACCAGUUGCACGUCAUCAAAGCAUGGAUGCCACCGGUCUGCUCAGAGCCUUGGAUAAAGCAACUGAAGCAGAGAAAGAACAAAAGAAAGAGGCGAAGUGGCUAAGCAGGAAAAUGUCCUAUGAUGGUGUUUCACUGCCACAUUCCUCCUCACACCAGAACCUACUUAAAGAAGCCUCCGGCAGCGAGACCGUUCCUACGGAUAAAGACCCAGACUGCCUGCCCAACCUGGCUGUGUCCAGCCUGAAGGAUGUAGUCCGCCGCCGCAACAUUGGGAUGGACCACUACAGCUCAGACUCCCAACUUCCUCAGUUUGGGAGUCAGCACUCAGACGAGCUUGGCAAAGCCGUCACAAUGGGUGGAACAGAAAAGCGUAAGCUAGUUUACAGCCGAUCCUCCACCCUGUCUGGCUCAAGGGAGUCUCUGGAAAGCAUAGUCCAAAGGAGAAGCCCAGCGAUGAUGGAGCGCAGAGGGUCUGGGGCUCUUCUGCUGGAUCAUAUCGCACACACUCGGCCAGGCUACCUGCCACCACUAAACCCACAUGCACCCAUUCCAGAUAUCAAAGUUAACAUCACCAGCACUGGCGCUGAUCGGGGAAUAAAACCUGGUCCUGGCAAUGUAACCAUACCCAUUGCUCCUGGUCAAAGGCAUUUUGUGCCCUGUGCCCCUAGCCUUCCCCGAGACCAGAAGACCAAAAAGACUCUACUGAGACGACACUCCAUGCAAACGGAGCAGAUUAACCGUCUGGCCAACUUUGGGGAGAUUUGUGGACAAUAAAGUGCAUUAAUGUACAUUUGCACAGUGCUGUAUCCGAUAUCAAGUCAGUGCUCACAUGAAGGAAAUAGUGUUUGAAUAUUUAUUAUUA
Messenger RNA from Ictalurus furcatus (blue catfish), 2399 nucleotides. RefSeq names its product ankyrin repeat domain 34Bb (gene ankrd34bb). Gene Ontology annotation, molecular function: protein binding. Bases 584 to 2311 code for a protein of 575 amino acids. The transcript has 3 exons. The record is from RefSeq and is a predicted model, not a curated record. Lineage: Eukaryota; Metazoa; Chordata; Actinopteri; Siluriformes; Ictaluridae.